ACGAGAGCGAGGCCAGCAAUAUGUUCCAAACCAACACUGAGUAUGACCGUGGCGUGAACACAUUCUCGCCCGAGGGGCGACUCUUCCAGGUCGAGUACGCCAUCGAAGCCAUCAAGAUGGGCACCACAGCCAUCGGCAUCCGCACAAAGGAGGGCGUCGUGCUCGCCGUGGAGAAGCGUCUGACGUCGCCGCUGCUGGAGCCUGGCAGCAUCGAGAAGAUCAUGGAGGUGGACCGUCACGUGGGCGCUGCCAUGAGCGGCAUCACCGCCGACGCCCAGACGCUGAUCGACCACGCGCGCGUGGAAGCCACCAACCACUGGUUCUCCUACAACGAGCCUGUGCGCGUGCAGGCGCUGACGCAGUCCAUUUGUGACCUGGCGCUGAGCUUCGGCGAGGGCUCGGAUGAGAACAACCACAAGCAGAAGAUGAGCCGCCCGUUCGGCGUGGCGCUGCUGCUCGCUGGCGUGGAUGAGGCCGGCCCGCAGCUUUUCUUCUCGGAGCCUUCGGGCACGUACUGGCCCGUAAAGGCCCACGCUAUCGGCUCUGGAUCUGAAGGCGCGCUCAACAACCUCAAGGAUGGCUACACGGACGAACUGACGCUGCAGGAGGCCGAGACACUGGCUAUUGGCGCGCUGAAGCAGCACAUGGAGGAGAAGCUUACGAGUAUCAAUGUGGAGCUGGCUAUUGUUACGCGCGAAAAGGGCUUCCACGUCUGCACUGCCGAGGAGCUGGAGGUCGUGAUCGGUCGCCUGUAGACGAACAAACAAGGCUGUGAGUGAUGGGUAGCCCCGAACCUAAAGUGCCCCGCGCAUCGGUGGUUCUUCAGCAUUUAACUCCGGAAUGAACGCCG
Molecule: messenger RNA, 850 nt
Organism: Phytophthora sojae
Lineage: Eukaryota; Oomycota; Peronosporomycetes; Peronosporales; Peronosporaceae
Exons: 4
Coding region: 21-755 (244 amino acids)
Biological process (GO): proteasome-mediated ubiquitin-dependent protein catabolic process
Cellular component (GO): proteasome core complex; nucleus; proteasome core complex, alpha-subunit complex
Source: RefSeq, a predicted model, not a curated record